Messenger RNA from Klebsormidium nitens, 1733 nucleotides. The record is from the annotation of a GenBank genome assembly. NCBI's taxonomy places the organism in Eukaryota, Viridiplantae, Streptophyta, Klebsormidiophyceae, Klebsormidiales, Klebsormidiaceae.
GCCAAAUAUUUGACGUCUGAAAGCCAAGCAGGAGGAGAGAUGUACAGCAUUGCUAGACUCAGAGCGCCUCCAGGCUCCAAAUUUAAUGGCGUGUUCCUCACUCAUGACUCCGAUUUCUGAUAGCGUGGAGACUUGAGCAGGAAGGAGCUGAAACCAUCAAGGGGCUGAUUGGAGCAACGCAGCCAUGUCCCGUCUGGGCUAUUCGCAGUGCUUCCACCUUGCAAGACAAGCGAGGCACACCUUCUUACGUGGGGAGCAACCACUCUUGCAAGGCGCGUUGGAAGUUGGAAGGCAGAAGCUGUUGCCUGUCAGAGCAAAAAAUUUCUCAUCGGAGCGGGUUCAGGAUCAGAAGAGUGCUUCUUCAUCCUUUAAAAUUCGGCCCCUCAGCCAAUUGUUGCUCCGGACAGAAACUGGUUCACAUUGUCUGGUGCAUACAGAGUACGGAGGCGCUUUCCUGGUGCGCACAUUCUAUGCAAGAAGUGCACCACCCCAUGCAUCAUCGUCUGCAGUAGACGCUUCAGGUUUGGGAGGAGACGACAAGUCAGGAAGCAGAGCUGGCGAUGCCAGUGGUUCUGGGCUGGGGGCCAAAGACAGCGAAGCAAGAAGUCAAACACACAAUGCUGCCAGCAUAUCUGGUUCAGAAGCAGCUGAAGAGUCCCCACACUCGACGCAAUCCGCACCUGGCAGCAGGUUCGGUCAGAAUUUCAAUCUUGCUGGCAUACGAAUCACUCUGGGACUGUUGUUUGGGGGAAAGAAGCAUCUGGCCGUCCCGCACAUAGCGGUACCGGACAUCCGGUGGAUAGACUGGCAGGCACUGAGAGCGGCUGGCUUCCAGGGGGUAGUCUUCGACAAAGACAACACGUUGACCGCCCCCUAUGCCUUAGAGAUCUACGAAACUCUGGCAGAGUCGCUGCAAGAAUGUCGAGAUGUCUAUGAGGGGAAGAUUGUUCUGCUCAGCAACUCUGCAGGGCUUGCGCAGUUCGACCCUGAUGGAAAGGAAGCGAGCCUCCUGGAGCAGAAACUAGGCAUCCCGGUCCUCAGACAUGGUGCCAAGAAACCAGCUGGGAGUUCGGAUCCGCUGACUGCACACUUUGGUUGUUCAGCUGACCGUCUCGUGAUGGUCGGGGACCGCUACUUCACGGACGUCGUGUUUGGCAACCGGCACGGGAUGCUGACCAUCCGGCCCGCCCCGCUGACUGCUGUGGGCGAACCGACCAUGGUGAAAAAGGUUCGACUACUGGAGGCCACGCUUCUAUCGCGGUGGCAGGCCAAAGACAUCUCGGCCCCUGAGCAUAAGCUGGCUCUUGCUCCAGGCAAAUACAUCAAGGACCCGGGCUGCUGGUAACCGCAGCCCUUCCAAAUGAAGGGAUGUCAUCUGCCGUAUUUGCAACUGCUAGGGCCCGUUUCUUUGUCAAGCGCGCUGAUAAUUGAUUGACCCGCAAUUCAAUCAACGUGGACUCAUGCUUAUAUUGGGAACGGAAAGUGCACGCGUAAGAGAUCUGGUGGCUAUUUCAUCUUCUGAGCAAAUGUAGCUUGAACCGUGUCUGAAUGCCUGGUAGGUCGACCUCAGAUCCGGCGACUCGAGUCGAUCCUGCAGGGUUAAAGACCUUCGCAUCGGAUUGCUUGGGGCCCCUGGUGUACUAACAGGAGCUUGCCUUUGGAUAACCAACAUUGGGUGCUGGCUCUGAUCGAAAUAUGUAUCUAUGGCUCGGAGUGAACAAGUUCUGGUGUUU